This is a messenger RNA of Jaculus jaculus (lesser Egyptian jerboa), 2060 nucleotides long. RefSeq names its product chondroitin sulfate proteoglycan 5 (gene Cspg5). NCBI's taxonomy places the organism in Eukaryota, Metazoa, Chordata, Mammalia, Rodentia, Dipodidae. Bases 1 to 1752 code for a protein of 583 amino acids. The transcript has 5 exons. Gene Ontology annotation, biological process: nervous system development. The record is from RefSeq and is a predicted model, not a curated record.
AUGGGCCGAGCCGGGGGCGGGGACGGGGCUCCGGGCCGGGGGACCCCGCCGCCGCCGCCGCCGCUGCCGCCGCUGCCGCUGCCGCUGCUGCUGGUGCUGGUGCUCGGGGCCACGCUGAUCGUCACCGCGGGGGCCGUGCCGGCACGCGAGGCGGGCAGCGCGAUCGAGGCUGAAGAGCUGGUGAAGAGCAGCCUGGCAUGGGAGCCCCGUGCCAACGACACGCGGGAGGAAGCCGGCCUGCCAGCAGCUGGGGAAGAUGAGACCGCGUGGACGGUGCCCGGCAGUGAACUGGCUGCGGUGGGCCCUGGGGUCGGGCCAGAGGAGGCACUGGAGGCAUCGGCUGCGGUGACUGGUACCACCUGGCUGGAGGCAGAUAGCCCGGGCCUGGGUGGAGUGACUGCAGAAGCUGGUAGUGGUGAUGCCCAGGCCCUUCCAGCUACACUCCAGGCUCCCGAUGAGGCCCAUCGGCAGUCUUCCAUACCCCCUGCUACCCCUGAAGCUCCGGAAGCCAGCGGACCUCCCUCCUCCACUACCCAUGACAAGCUGAGCCCAGGCCCCGAACUUCCUAAGGAGAGCCCCUUGGAGGUUUGGCUCAACUUGGGAGGCAGCACACCAGACCCUCAAGGGUCAGAGGCCACUUACCCACUUCAAGGCACUCGAGAGACCCAACCAGCCUCAGACAUAAUUGACAUUGACUACUUUGAAGGAUUGGAUAGUGAGGGUCGUGGUGCAGACUUAGGCAUCUUCCCAGGGUCUCCAGGAACCUCAGAGAACCACCCUGACGCUGAUGGAGAGACCCCUUCCUGGAGCCUGCUUGACUUAUAUGAUGACUUCACGCCCUUUGAUGAGUCAGAUUUCUACCCCACCACGUCCUUCUACGAUGACCUGGAGGAAGAGGAGGAGGAAGAGGAUGCAGUAGGAGGUGGAGACCUGGAAGAUGAAAACGACCUUCUCGUGCCCUCCCAGAAGCCUGGUGUGGGGCCCGGGACAGGCCAGCCCACCAGUCGGUGGCAUGCUGUUCCUCCACAGCACACCCUGGGCAUGGUCCCCGGCAGCAGCGUCGCCCUUAGGCCCCACCCAGGAGAACCAGGCAGGGACCUGGCCUCCGGUGAAAAUGGCACGGAAUGUCGCAGUGGCUUUGUGCGGCAUAAUGGCUCCUGCCGGUCAGUGUGCGACCUCUUCCCAAGUUACUGUCACAAUGGCGGCCAGUGCUACCUGGUGGAGAACAUAGGGGCCUUCUGCAGGUGCAACACGCAGGACUACAUCUGGCACAAGGGCGUGCGCUGCGAGUCCAUCGUCACGGACUUCCAGGUGAUGUGCGUGGCCGUCGGCUCCGCCGCCCUCGUGCUGCUGCUGCUGUUCAUGAUGACCGUCUUCUUCGCCAAAAAGCUCUAUCUGCUCAAGACGGAGAACAGCAAGCUGCGGAGGACCAACAAAUUCCGGACCCCAUCUGAGCUCCACAAUGAUAACUUCUCCCUCUCCACCAUUGCCGAGGGCUCGCACCCAAAUGUAAGGAAACUUUGCGACACUCCCUGUAUCUCCUCCCCCCAUGCCCGUGCCUUGGCUCACUAUGAUAACGUUGUCUGUCAGGAGGAUCCUAGCGCACCCCACAAAAUCCAGGAAGCUCUCAAGUCCUGCCUGAAGGAGGAGGAAUCCUUUAACAUCCAGAACUCCAUGUCACCCAAACUUGAGGCUGGCAAAGGUGACCAGGCCGACUUGGAGGUGAACUGUCUCCAGAAUAACUUAACCUAAAGCGAGCAGAGCAAGAAGAGAGGCAAACAGGGGUGGGGCGGGGGCAGGGAAGGAACACGAUCUCCUCUUGUACAGAGUCUAUUUCUUGUAACCCAUUUGUUCAACUCUUCUUUUCCUGAUCUCAUGGCAUGCUCUGAUGUGUUUUAUACAGGAGAGAGAAAUACUUAACUAAGCAAAGAAACCGGACAGGAUUGCAUACAUUGGAUGGUUUUGUUUGUUUGUGCUAUCUGUGCAUUGCUUUUGCAGCUGUGAUUUCUAAACCUAUGCUGUUAUUCAACUGACCUUUUUUUUUUUUUUUGUACUUUGAC